Molecule: messenger RNA, 2055 nt
Organism: Sphaerodactylus townsendi
Lineage: Eukaryota; Metazoa; Chordata; Lepidosauria; Squamata; Sphaerodactylidae
Gene: BCL6B
Product: BCL6B transcription repressor
Exons: 9
Coding region: 123-1577 (484 amino acids)
Biological process (GO): regulation of transcription by RNA polymerase II
Cellular component (GO): nucleus
Molecular function (GO): DNA-binding transcription factor activity, RNA polymerase II-specific; protein binding; RNA polymerase II cis-regulatory region sequence-specific DNA binding
Source: RefSeq, a predicted model, not a curated record
GCGUCGGGACUCCAGGAGGGCCGGGGGGGUCCAGCUGGAUCUCUGCCCCCCUGCCCACACCCCACACCUGCUGGCAGGAACCAGGUCAUUCAACAGCACAGUCCCUGCAGGUCAGGGGCAGCAUGGCCGGCCCAGGCGACCCCAGCUACGUGCGGGAAUUCACACGCCACUCCGGAGACGUCCUGCUGAACCUCAACGAGUUGCGGAAGCGCCACGUUCUCACCGACGUCACCUUGCGGGUGGGAGGGCGCCCCCUGCAGGCCCACAAAGCCGUCCUCACCGCCUGCAGCGGCUUCUUCUAUUCCAUCUUUCUGGGCCACGGAGGCCACGAGGUGAGCGUGCUGACCUUGCCCAGCUCCAUUGAGCCAGCUGGAUUCAGGGCGCUCCUGGACUUCAUGUACACCUCCCGCCUCCUGCUCACCCCGGGCACCGUGCCCGCCGUCCUGGCAGCCGCCUCCUACCUGCAGAUGGAGCACGUGGUGGAAAGUUGCCAUCGCUUCAUCCAAGCCAGCUACGACCGCCUCCCUUUCCUCUUGGCCCCCCCAGCCCCCAGUUUCUCAGAGGUGGUGGAGUUUCCGAGCCAGGCGCCGGAUCCGCGGGCUGGCCCCUGCUUCCCAGCCAAGGCCAAGGAGCCAGUCUCUGCCAUGUCCCCGGGCACUGCGGGUCAGUCGCCUCCCGGCCAGCCGGCUUCCCCUCGCGGGUCCAGCAGCUGCGUCCCGAGCCCGGCAACCAAAGCCUGUAACUGGAAGAAGCAGCGCUUCAUCGUGCUCAACCAGGCAGGCAGCCAGCGAGACUCCUCUGGGGCUCCCCUGACUCCACACAGGAUGCUUCCAUCACAGGCCCAUGGCUGCCCGGUCUGUCUCCAGCCGCCCCCCUGGAUCUGUUCACAUUCUGGAGGGGAUGUUUCUGGGGGGCAGGGAAGCCCCUCCUCCGGCACAGGGUACCAGGAGGAAGAGGAGGGAGGAGGGAGUGCUCCCCCUCAACCCCACUCUGAGGAAAAGCCUUACAAAUGUCAUUUCUGCAACUCUGCUUUCCGCUACAAGGGGAACCUCGCAAGCCACAGGUCCCUGCAUACAGGAGAGAAACCGUACCGCUGCAGGAUUUGCGGGGCCCAGUUCAACCGGCCAGCCAACCUCAAGACGCACCUGCGCAUCCACUCAGGGGAGAAGCCAUUCAAGUGUGAGACCUGUGGCUCCCGGUUUGUGCAGGUAGCUCACCUGCGGGCCCACGUCUUGAUCCACACCGGGGAGAAGCCCUACCCAUGCGACACCUGUGGGACUCGCUUCAGGCACCUGCAGACACUGAAGAGCCAUGUCCGCAUUCACACAGGCGAGAAGCCUUAUCAGCAAAUCACAGCCCACGGAGGGUUUCAGAGACACGCGUCUAGCCAGAGGGUGUGUUGCUGUAUUUUUGGAGCCUGCCUGACCCCAGUCUGUUCUUGGCAGUGUGAGAAAUGCAACCUGCGAUUUCGCCACAAGAGCCAGCUGCGGCUUCACCUGCGACAGAAGCACGGAGCCGUCACCAACACCAAGAUCUGCUACAAAGUGCUCGACGGUCCCCACGCCACCCUCUGCUAAGCGCUUCUCCCCCCCUCACCGCCCCCGCAAAUCCAUCUCCAGGUUGAGGUGUCAGUGGGGCGGAAUUCCACCCAAAGCUUGCGACUCCACUGUUUAGCAAUUUGUAUCCCGCACCAUAGCCACAUUUUUAAAAAAUCUGUGCAGCCGACUGGAUCUCCGACAACCAGCCAGAUGCAAUUGGGGGGGGGGGGGCACGGGGCCCCACAGACUUCCUAAACAAAACUGGGAUAUGCUAGAUAAGAUGCCAGCAGGCCCCACAGAGCCCGUGGGCGACACAUUGAGGAUCCUUGAUGUAAUCAUUUCAACAGGUUUGGAAUGUUUAAAUUAUAACUUUAUUAUCACACUACUAUAAGCUUCCCCCCCAAAAUUGUGUGUUUGUGUGUGUGUGCGUGCAUGCCCAGAGAGCAUAAGAAAGUAAGAAGUAGCCUGCUGGAUCAGACCAGAGUCCAUCUAGUCCAGCACUCUGCUACUCGCAGUG